AUGGCCUCCAAAAUCGCUUUCAGUCCACCAAGUAUGAGCAUCCGAACGGAAAGAAUUGACGCAUGGUUUGGCCUCGCCGGCAGUUGCAUGUCAGACUCUGGCUGGGAAGUGGCUGCUCGAACCAAGAACAAAGCCGCGCUGUCUCAUCGUUCCAGCCCGUGGGGGGGGCAUCUGCUGAAGUUCGAGUUCUUCAACCUCUUCAUCGAGAAUGCCCCUCCCAAUCCCAGUGACUUGUUGGUGAGACCUGAAGUGCGAGGCACCUUCGAUGACAGUUGGCCCUCCAUCCGGGUGAAGUGGGAGGAGACCUAUGCGCCCGGCGACGCCUUGGUGCAACGCUCCUCCACGCUGUGGAUCUUCCGCCUCGCCUCGGUGCUCUUCGGGCACUCCAGCGGCCCCUCCGAGAACAGCUUUUUUUACGACCCGAAGCCCAUCCCAGCGCGGCAUCAACUCCGAAGAGACUUCCCGGAGCCGAAAGACUGCUCCUAUGCAGCUUUCCAGGACUACCAUGGGGUUGGACAGGAAGGCAUUCUGAUCGCUCGCAACUUGGGGCAGCAAAACCGCUUUCGGGUGGUCUUGGUCUUCAGCACGCCUGAAGACAAAUGGCCGUAUUGGGCGGCGCCGUUCUUCCACUGGCUCACAGACACGCUCCACAAGGCAGCCCUGAGGUUCUUGAACCGUCCUUUGGUCCAACAGAUGCGUGCGAUCGACGCGAACCUCUACAUGGUGCUUGGGAUGCGAAGCUUCAAUCGUGGACCGCCGCUGCUUCCCGAGAAAGAGGACUCGUCCGAGAGCAUCAGCAUCAGCAACAAGAGUGGCGAUGUCACCCACUGGACGCGUUUGAAGAGGAAGUUCCGCAUGACGGAGUACUUGCACUCCUUCAUGGCGGCUUUGGGAUAUGACUUGAAGACCUAUCAGAGCCUUGAGGGCCGCACCUUAGUGAACUACCAAUGUGUGGUGCUGCGAAAGGACUGGGAGACCCACAGGGCUGCCUUCGUGGAAGCCUUCAGUCUGCAAAAGGCCGCCUAUCGAAGGGCGAACGGUGGCACUACAGCACCCAGCUUGGUGGAAGACGCGCGGGCCAAUUUCAUUUCGGAAGGUAGCAACGCGUCCGACUCGCCCAGUCCGAUGAUCGUGAAGACGGUGGUGCGCAAGACCUUUCUGGAGCUGGAGGAGGAGGAGCUGGAGAAAUUUUCGGAGAUCCCUCUGCGGCGGAGCAAGAGCGACUCCUUUGGUGAUGGCUGGACCUCGAUCCUAAGUGAGGGGCUCCAAAAGUGA
This is a messenger RNA of Durusdinium trenchii, 1275 nucleotides long. NCBI's taxonomy places the organism in Eukaryota, Dinophyceae, Suessiales, Symbiodiniaceae. The record is from the annotation of a GenBank genome assembly.